Trichoderma atroviride IMI 206040 is the source of this 1260-nucleotide messenger RNA. RefSeq lists its product as uncharacterized. Gene Ontology annotation, cellular component: phagophore assembly site; autophagosome; cytoplasm. The record is from RefSeq and is a predicted model, not a curated record. Gene Ontology annotation, molecular function: protein binding; protein serine/threonine kinase activity; ATP binding. NCBI's taxonomy places the organism in Eukaryota, Fungi, Ascomycota, Sordariomycetes, Hypocreales, Hypocreaceae. Gene Ontology annotation, biological process: autophagosome assembly; peptidyl-serine phosphorylation; regulation of autophagy.
GAGCAGGAAAUCUUCAAGAUAGGACGGGAUCCUGAUGCAAACUCUUUCUCUAUUCAAACCGAUUCAACCAAUCUCAUAUCACGAAAUCACUGCGAAAUCUAUGUGAUUGUUUACGAGCCAUCAGUCAACCACGUCUAUGUGCGAGAUCGCAAGUCUGUCAAUGGGACAUUAGUUAACGGAGUACUUAUCGGCGUCGGGCCCCAGAUAUCCUCAGGGUAUCUCCUACAAGACGGCGAUGUUAUCGAGAUUCGACCCCAUUGGAAGUUUCAUUUUCACCAACCUCGAAAGCCCCCUCUCCGUCCAUUAACGGCUAUUCAAACUGAGGAAUGCCAACUCUUCGAAAAUCAGUAUAUCUUGACGCCGCGCUGCCUUGGCACCGGGGCAGAGGGAACUGUCUACCUAGCCCUGGAGCCGAAGACUAAGCGACAACUUGUUUGCAAAUUGGUCAACCUAGGAAGACAAGAUGGAAAGAUGCCUCAAGAUGAGCUUUAUAGGAAGCUCCAAGAGAUUGAUGUCCUUCGACAGCUUAAGCAUCCCAAUAUCUUACCUUACAUUGAUGCCAUUAUCUCGCCACAGUCCUUAUACAUCUUCACUGAGCUCGCGUCUGGUGGUGAUCUCAUCUCAUUCAUGAACCGCCAUGAAUGUAUUGAAGAGCUUGAUUGUCGGAUCAUUCUGCGGCAAGUAGUACGAGGGCUCGCCUAUCUUCACAGAAAAGGCAUCAUUCACCGGGAUUUGAAACCGGAAAAUAUCCUGCUGGCAUACUCUCCGAGGAUAUCUUGCCAUCGAGUUAUGCUCUCGGAUUUUGGUGCUUGUGCUGUACCUCGCCGGAGCAGAAUGACAACAGAUGUCGGUACAUUCGAUUACAAGGCUCCUGAGGUUUUCUCAAGUAUAGAAGCUCAAACUACGGCAGUCGAUAUGUGGUCUCUUGGCCUCGUAACACUUCGGCUGCUCACUCUUGAUGCCGAGGGCUUUGGAAGUCUCACACGAAUGGAUCAAUCAUCUCUUGAGAAAGUAGUCAAGGCAAUAAUCCAAGCGGUGUCUCCAAAGCUCUCUUCAAAUAGCCUUCGAUUUGCUUUAGCUUGCCUUCAGUUGACACCAGUAAACCGAAUCACUGCUGCUGAAGCGGAGUGCCACGACUGGUUUUGUACUCCACAGAAACAUUUCGAGUUCUUCCAGCAAUUCGACCGGCGGUGUUUCGAAGGAGCUGCGAGCGACAACGCCCAACUCAAGCCGAUGCCAUGGGAUCUGGCUAGCCUUCAG